Molecule: messenger RNA, 5091 nt
Organism: Bacillus rossius redtenbacheri
Lineage: Eukaryota; Metazoa; Arthropoda; Insecta; Phasmatodea; Bacillidae
Gene: rnh1
Exons: 6
Coding region: 113-1687 (524 amino acids)
Biological process (GO): DNA replication, removal of RNA primer
Molecular function (GO): RNA-DNA hybrid ribonuclease activity; nucleic acid binding
Source: RefSeq, a predicted model, not a curated record
GUUUAUAUAAUCUAUGAUACACCGUUGUUCCAUGUCAAUGUGUUUAUCCUAGGCCAUGGUUAGAAAAAAAUAAUAUUCUCUAUUUAUUUAUUAUAAUUUUUUUUAAGAAUUAAUGAUUAGCAAAAGUGUGGCGAAUUGUUUUUUAUUUUAUUUUCCAAGGAUGGUUAAGUUUUAUGCUGUUGCUCGAGGAAGACACCCGGGUGUUUACAAUGAUUGGGACACUUGUCUAGCUCAGGUUACCAAAAUGGCCAAUGCUAUGUACAGGAAGUUCAAUACGGCUAAAGAAGCGAAUGAAUUUGUUAAAAAGUUUGCAAUUCCGGCCACAACUGUCUCGGCCAAAAAAUAUCCCGUUGCUGCUCCGGUGAGGUCCUUGCCGUUGGCUCUGUCACCCGUGAAGAAGAAACACGACUCAGAUAUGGAGGUGAUCGGGGUGUCGCAAGACCCAGUGGAGCCUUCGUCAACCAGGAGGUUGCCGUUACCGCUGUCACAGACGCAGGUUAAAUUCGACAAGAAUACGAUUCAAGGUGUUAACAAUGUUCCUUUCAGUAACGGCACACAAGAACCACAUGCGAACAAUGCCGCAGCACCAGAAACUGCUACUCCAGGUCCUUCUUCUGAUCACACGAGCACUCCCCCGGCGCUCCCGGCCGAGGAUUUGGAAACGCGAUUCGAAUCGUUCAUGAGAAUGUACAUGGAGUUCCACAAGCAAAUGGUGACUGAAAUGCGGAGCACCAAGAAGAGGCUGAAGAACUUCCAGAGGACUGCGUUCAAGGACACGCCGGCCCACCGGCGGCUGCAGGCGUCCAUCACGCAGGGCAUGGGCUCGCUCGAGACCCGCUUGAAGGCCGUCAUGGUAGACUUCAGCGCGGAGGUGCACGCCCUGCAGAAGCGCAUGACCGAGGACAAGAUAGCGGCGAUGGUGUCGUCGCUGGCCGACGGCUCGGCCCACCUCUCCAGGGUCGCCCGGGUGGAGAAGAGGAAGGCUAAGAGGGGCAAGGGGUCGACAUCCGCCAGGAUGAAGCUGGCUGCGAUGAUGCAGCCCAUGACCCCGACACAGGUCCUUUUCGCCAACAAGAGAAGCUUCAGCACGGACGGGAAAGAUGGCGACGAGCCUCCGCUGAAAGUGGUCAAGACGGAGGUGAACCACGGAGUUACGACCGUCAAAGAGGAGCCAGCCGACGGCGAUGACGUAGCGGACGGCGGGGGCAGUUACAGUUUCAAUGUGGACCCCGACGGCUACGUCCAUGUUUACACAGAUGGCGCGUGUGAGAAGAACGGUUUCUCCGGGGCUAAGGCAGGGAUCGGCGUCUGGUUCGGUCACAAUCACCCACUGAACUCAUCAGAGCCUGUCAGGGGCAGGCCGACCAACAACACGGCAGAGAUACAGGCCGCCCAGUACGCAGCGGAGUUGGCUCGCGGCGCAGGCGUGCGCAAGCUGUGCAUCAACACGGACUCCAUGUUCCUCAUCAACAGCAUGACCCUGUGGCUGGACAAGUGGAAGAGGAACAAGUGGCAGCUGUCGGGCGGGGGGCCCGUCAAGAACAAGGAGAGCUUCGAGGCUCUCGAGGCGGCGCUGCGGGGGCUCAGCGUCAAGUGGAACCAUGUUCGUGGCCACGCGGGCAUCUUGGGCAACGAGAUGGCAGAUUCCUUGGCCAGAAGUGGAGCGCUCCGCUACAAGGACAGCUGAGCCGAGCGGUCGAGGAGAGUGGCGCGUCGCUGGUGCCUUUACAAGUGGCCCCACUGCAAAAACAUGUUCUGUAUUUACUUUGUUUAUUACCACGUGUGUUCCCUAUUACUAGUCUGUUAUGCUCUUUUUUUUUAUUAGGGGUCUGAAAAUAUUUGAUUGUAAUGAUGAGUAAUUUAAGAUAUGAUUCGACAUUUGAAAAGGAAUAAUUGUUUUUCAUUUACCAGCAUGGCAUUUGAUACAGCAAGUGGGAUUCAUUCGCAACAAAAUUGAAUAAGGAUAAUAUGUAUGAAGCCAAAAAGAUUUGUUGAGAAAUUUAGAUUUGUUUUCUACAACAUUUGUUGCAAGUGUAACAAAAAUAAAGUGGUUAUGAUUUCAGAUUAUUAACAAAGCAAUUUUAAAACUUAAAAUAAUAAUUGGAAAAAAAUUUGCAGUCAGUUUUUCUGUUAUUCGUUAAUAGUUAUGGUUCCAUACAUUUUUCAUUAAUGUUUCUUGGACUCGUGUGAAGUGUGAAAAUAAACGUUUUCACAGUAUGUUAAAAUUUGACUUGUAAAGUAUUUGAUUUUUGUGAAUAAUUUGAUACUUGUUUCAAAAUUCGUUAUGAAUUUAAAAAAAUGGGUUUACAAAAGACGGAUAUUCACUAGGGAUGUACCAAUAUUGAAUUUCUAAUUUAUGAGUGGGGCUUCUAAUGGUUUAACUUCAUUAGUUUCUACUGAUAAUUCUUAUUCCAUGGGUAUCUCAAAAAUAUUUUUGGAAAUAGAAGCACUAUUUUCAAGAUCACUUCUAAUUACAUUGUUUUCAACACUGAACGACAGCUCUCAAAGUUGUUUUAUUUUACUUUUGGCUCCCAACAUGAAGUUUGCGCGGUCACAGUGUUACCAAUAUUCCAUAGUUUGCAGAUAACGAUUAUUAACUAUGAAGCUAUUUCAGCCAAUCAGAAUGAAUACACAUUUGCAUUGCUACUCCUCUAAUUUGUAUGUUGUUACAAUAUAUACAGGUUUUUUUAAGCAUCAUAAUUAGGCUAUAUGUAGUUAGUUCACUGUACCUCCACAUGGUUAAGUUAGACCUUAAAGAAAUAAUUUUAUAUAUAUAUAUAUAUAUAUAUAUAUAUUUUUUUUUUAGUUGUAUCCUAAGCUUGUAUUAGUAUUACAAAUAACCUGUAGUAAAUUUCUCUUUUAACCGUUUUGCUAUGUAGUUCUUUUUCAAGACAUUUUAAAGACAUUUUCAACAUGCUUGAAGUUGCAGAGGAAUGAAUUUGUCAACUGAAGAUAAUAACACAGUACUAAAUAUAUCAGAGACUUAAAAGAGCUGUACAUAAUGUGCUUUUGGAACAGUUAGUGCAAACUGGUGUCUGGAAAAAACGGCAAGAAUUGGUACUAGCACAAAAUAUGGAAUUAUGACCUGAUUUUAAUAUAAAUAUAUUGCUCAUUUUUCUCCAUUACAUGGUAUUUUUAUUUUGUUGCUUGUUAUUCAAAAAUACAUAAUUAAGAGUACUCAAUACUUUUAAUUAAGGAAGGCUUUUAUUUGCAUGAUUUUGUAAGUAUGUAUGUAAAUAUGUUAAUAAAAAUAAAAAGAGAAGUGUAGCUUAUGCAGCAGGGUUCAGUGAUGUACUUGUUAGUUAACGUGGUUAAUCUCGUGGUAGGAAUUGACUGAUGCAAGAGAAAAUGUAUUCUCAAAUUUGCAAAUUCAUUAGUGCAGUUAGUUCAGGCGUGAACUUGCCAUAGUAGCAACCAGAGUGAGGGCAUUUUCUGUUACAUUGCUAAAUGACUUGCUAUGCAGACACAGUGCAUACAUUUAUGUUUAGUUUCAUUGAAAAGUUUAGUAUUGACCAACAAAAAUGUGGAAAAUAUAAUGAAACAAUCACUUAUGUUCUAUUUGCAGAAAUAUGUUAAAACUUUUCAAGUGUGUAAUCUUGAAUUUUUCUGUUUAAUACUGAUUUAGGUAAAAAAAUUAAGUAUUAUUUUAUAAAUUACAAAAGUAGUUUUGUGUUUUUUACGUAUUCAAAUGAAAACUCUCAAAUAAAUUCUGAGCAAAUAUGCUAGAAAUCAAGACUGUAUAGCAGGGACCGGAAAGUUACUUUUAAAAAGUAACUCAGUUACAGUUACAAAUAUUCCAUUGGAAAUGUAACCCUGUUACAACUACAAGUUACACUACUGAAAAUAAACCAGUUACAGUUAUGAGAAAAGUAACUGUAAGUUACUUUAACAGUUACUUUGUGAAAAACUAAAAAUGUGAUACGUAAUAUUGUUAUAAUUAAUUAAAAGCUAAUAAAACAUAUUGUGUUUAGUAAAGAUAUAUGUUUAUUUAAACUGAAAAUUUUUAAAUAGGUCUUAAAUUACAUUGAGUAAUUAGUUCACACUACAAAAUUGUUCGCAGCACCACGCAACAAGCAUUUCACAAUAAGGUUAUUUUUAUCACUCGACCGAACUUCGAAAAAAUUAGAAUAUGAAGGCCACUGCAACGAAAAUUCUGGACUGCUUUCUCGGCUUCUCGCAUCAUUAGAUUCUGUCAUUGCUUUCGCGCAUGUGCACAGGUAGGUUAAUUAAUUAAACAGCACAGCAGUAAACCCGCAUGCCGCAAAUAUUAAAGAAAUGACAAUCAAAAUACGAGCGCAGGCUAGCCAACAGCAGUUUUACAAGUACAAGCAAUACCAUCGCAAAUAAUAUGCUCGUAUGGGAUUUUCGUUCUGGGAUUGAAAAUAUCAACAAAUCGUUGUUCGUUCAAUAAGAAAUUCAUUUAAAAAAUGUAACGCAAGAAGUAACGACAAUUAUCGUUACUUUAAGGCAAAAAAUGUAAUUCAGUUACAGUUACAGUUACUGAAAACUUAAUAUAUUGCGUUACCAUGAUCGUUACCAUUAAAAGUAACUGUUACAAAUAACGUCGUUACUAAUAGCGCGUUACUUCCAGUCCCUGUUGUAUAGCUUCAUGAUGACAAAUCUGUCUUUAUUAUCACACCAGUCCAAUAAAUGGCAGAAAAUAAGUGCAGUAUUAACAUUGUAUUUAUUUAAAAUUUUCUAUAUAAACAUUAUGAUGGUAAAAAAAGGUUCCUUUCUUGUAGUACUUUUUUUUUUUUUGCAAAACAUUUUUUAUUGUUACACAAAACAAUUUUAUGGUAAAAAAAUACACGUCCAGUUGUUUCAAAUUUCUGGAUAGAAGAGAAUGUUUGUCGCAGGUUAAUAUACUUUAUGUUACUUCAUAAAAUAAUUAAUAAUUAUUGUAGUGUACUUGAUGCUACCAGAUUGUUGGUUGCAUGCUCACCUGUGUUGGUAGCAUAUCACUGUCUGAUGUUAGUUUCUACAUUUAUAAUGUAUUUGAUUUCAGGGAAAAAUUUGUAUGCUUAUAUUUUGUUUAUGAAUGUUUUUGUAACCAUGUUGUAUUUACAUGGAAGUAAAGGUGUAUAUAAAAUA